Messenger RNA from Aspergillus campestris IBT 28561, 1867 nucleotides. RefSeq lists its product as uncharacterized. The transcript is spliced from 2 exons. NCBI's taxonomy places the organism in Eukaryota, Fungi, Ascomycota, Eurotiomycetes, Eurotiales, Aspergillaceae. The coding region runs from base 125 to 1750 and encodes 541 amino acids. The record is from RefSeq and is a predicted model, not a curated record.
CUUCUUUCUUUUCUUUGUUCUUUCUCUCCUUUUAAUCUCUUUUUGAUUGAUUUCCCGUUUCUACUUCGUACCUCGGUUUCAUACACUGCAUUCCAAUGUAUAUAUAAUUCUAAUAUAGAGCAACAUGGACCCCUCGUCCGACCUCAUACCCGACACGCAAUAUCGCCUCGAGGUCCUUCAUCUCCCCUCCGAGGAUGCCGAAUCGGAACGCGACCAGCAGCUCGUCGACGAGGCCCGUCAACUGGGCCUCAAAGUCCCCGAGAUUGAGCUGGUCGCGUCCUUGACGGCGUCCAUCGCCUCGGGCAUGGUCGAUCUGUCGUCCUCGCCCAUCCUCUCGUCCGGUUCCUCCGCCGACCGUCAGUCCCUAGGCGACGCGACCGCAUCGCCCUCCCUCGACCAAGUCACCACGUCGCUGUUCGACUGCACACUCUCCUCCGAGCCCAUCCAGACGGGGAGUGCGCGCUCCACCGCCUCGCCGUCCACCCGUCCCACCUCCUACUCCUCCAGCGAAGGCCGCCCACCCCCAGACAAUCACCACCGCCACCUCCACCACCACUAUCCUCACCAUCACACGUCUGCCCUUCGACUCCCUGGCCACCGCGCAUCGGUCCAAAGUGCCGCCUCAAGCGACCGCGAACUCCGCAAAGAACGGCGCAAGUCCAGCCUCAAGUCCGCGAUCGGCAAGAUCCAUUUCCUGAAAAAGCGAUCGCCCUCGUCCGUGCUUUUACCGCCCGCCGCGCACAUCACCGUCACCAAGACCGACGAUGGCGGGGUCGACAAGGUCUACCUCGAAUCCAAACCCAACGAGAGCCAGGGCCAGGGCCAGGGCCCGGACGAGGAGAACCCCCACCACCCCGCCGAUGACAACCCGCAGGUGCUGCGACUCGAGAUCCCCGUCUUUGACCAGGAGUCCCUGCAGCGGAGUCAGACCAAUGUCGAGCUGCGACAGAUGCGCGACGCCCAGAAGCUCGAGCGGAGUCGUCAUCUGAUGUUCCACGACGCGGCCAUCCGUCGAUUGCGCGACCGCCACCAAGCGGCGGUGUCAGAUCAACUCGCGGAGCACAAACAAGCCGAGGAAGCGAAGCGGGAGCAGAACCUUACCGACGCCGCCCGCAUAGAAGAGCGCCAACUAUCCAUCGAAAUCGACCAAGAACGCGAAUUCGAACGCGCCAAGAUCAACUCCCGCACCCGCAUCAAAUACAUGGAAGGCUACUUCCGCACCUCCAGCCCUCCUCCAUCCACCACUACAACAACAACAUCCGAGCCCACCUCCCCCUCCCCAGAUCAAUCACCAGAACCAAUCCCCCGCAAAUUCACCCCCCAACACAAAGCCCAACUCGCCCAGGAAUACCACGCCCACUCCUCCAUGGACCAGCUCCACAACUCACGCAUCAAAGUCCUCCGCGACCGCCAAGAGCGCCGUCUUCAAGACGCCGUCGCCCGCAUGGACCGCGAGCUGGACGCCCUGAUCGACGCGCACGCCGUCGCCUUUGCCAACCUGCACCGCGCGCACCAGCAGGAGGAGAUGGCGCUCACGCGCGGGCUGGACGCGCGCAAGGCGCGGCUCCGCCAUCGCUGGAAUCUCGAGGAGGCGGUGCUGCGCCGGAGGUUGGAGGUCCAACAUGGGGAGGGGGUGUUGUUUGGACCGUUGCCGCUGUUGCUGUUCAAUGAUGGCUUGCACGGUGGUGGUAGUAGUGGGGAGAUGAGUCGCGAUUCGGCGAUUUGCGUGACUGAUGAGGAGAUGGUGUGAUCAUCUUCCCUUUUCCCCCCUUGUUUUUUUCACCUGCAUGGAUGAUUCCCUAUUCGCUUUGAGAUGGGGGUGUCUCCCUGUUUCAUUCUUAUGAUACCCUUCUUUCUUUCUUAUUCC